CACCAAUCUCUUGUCUUAACAGGUAGCCAAACAUGGGUGCCUACAAGUACAUCCAGGAGCUAUGGAGGAAAAAGCAGUCAGAUGUGAUGCGUUUCCUCCUUCGUGUGCGCUGCUGGCAGUACCGCCAGCUGUCUGCUCUGCAUCGCGCUCCCCGGCCAACCAGGCCAGACAAAGCUCGCAGGCUGGGAUAUAAGGCCAAGCAAGGUUAUGUUAUCUACCGUGUCCGUGUUCGUCGUGGUGGUCGUAAGCGCCCUGUCCCAAAAGGUGCAACCUAUGGGAAGCCUGUGCAUCACGGUGUCAACCAGCUCAAGUUUGCCCGCAGUCUUCAGUCUGUAGCAGAGGAGCGUGCUGGCCGUCACUGUGGAGCUCUGAGAGUCCUGAACUCCUAUUGGGUGGGUGAGGAUUCCACUUACAAGUUUUUCGAGGUGAUCCUGAUCGAUCCCUUCCACAAGGCCAUCCGCCGCAACCCCGAUACCCAGUGGAUCACCAAGCCCGUUCACAAGCACAGAGAGAUGCGUGGCCUGACGUCAGCUGGGAGGAAGAGCCGAGGCCUUGGCAAGGGCCACAAAUUCCACCACACCAUUGGUGGCUCACGUCGUGCUGCCUGGAGAAGGCGCAAUACCCUGCAGCUGCACCGCUACCGCUAAUUCUUGUAAACACAGCAGUCUAAUAAAGCUGACGUGGGUUGUUGAAUUGAACCAAUGCUUCUGCUCCUUCUUGCUUUAUGUGGAGAAGGGUGGAAUUCUCCAGAAAUUUGCUUGCUUUUAUAUAUUGAAAGUUUUUUUUUGAAAACGUAAUUUGGUAUUUGUGAGGAUUCUAGACCACAAACCUAGAAUGUGGUGGGUUUUGCUUUUGAUAAGACUGAAAAGAUAGCUGCAGUGAGUUGAAAUCCUGAUGGCUUGGUCCACAUCCCUGUUUUGGUGGCUUGAGUGUAUUCUUCACUGUCCCUUGAGUGUAUUCACACUGUCACUGUGUCCUGUGUUAAAACUGAAGGCCCGCUUUGAUUGUGUGCAAUGAGAUGUUAACUUGAAGUGCUGGUUUAUUUUUUUUAUAGAUGAUUAAAUACUAAUGACAAUUA
Messenger RNA from Meleagris gallopavo (turkey), 1078 nucleotides. Lineage: Eukaryota; Metazoa; Chordata; Aves; Galliformes; Phasianidae. The record is from RefSeq and is a predicted model, not a curated record.